Messenger RNA from Nerophis lumbriciformis (worm pipefish), 1158 nucleotides. The record is from RefSeq and is a predicted model, not a curated record. Lineage: Eukaryota; Metazoa; Chordata; Actinopteri; Syngnathiformes; Syngnathidae.
AUGAUUUCCGUGGUGUCCACUGUGGAAAGCCUCCCCAGAGGCACGGGGACCCCGGCGCCGAGCGUGUACCAGCGGAUCAGAAAGAUCUUGAGCAGGGACCUGUUGGUGACGUUGGCCUUAGGUCAGGUCCUGUCCUUGUUGAUGUGCGCCAUCGGCCUGACUAGCAAGUACCUGGCUGAUGACUUUCAUGCCAACACGCCCGUGUUCCAGAGCUUCCUCAACUACAUCCUGUUGUUUCUUGUCUACACCACCACUCUGGCAGUCAGGCAAGGUGAAGGAAACUUGUUGGCCAUUUUGAAGCAGCGCUGGUGGAAGUACAUGAUUUUAGGGUUAAUAGACAUCGAGGCCAACUACCUGAUACUAAAAGCUUACCAAUACACCACACUAUCCAGUGUACAGCUAUUAGACUGCUUUAUCAUCCCAGUGGUCUUGGUGUUGUCCUGUUUUUUUCUAUUGGUGAGGUACAAGGCUGCCCAUGUUGUGGGCACAAUACUGUGUCUCCUGGGUAUUGGCUGCAUGGUGGGCGCUGAUGUACUACUUGGCCGACAGCAAGGCAUCGAAGAACAAAAGCUGUUUGGUGAUCUAUUAGUCUUGGGAGGAGCAACCUUGUAUGGAAUGUCCUUCGUCUGUGAGGAGUACAUAGUGAAGAACCUGAGCCGCGUGGAGUUCCUAGGCAUGAUGGGACUCUUUGGGUCGUUUUUCAGUGGAAUCCAACUGGCCAUAAUGGAACACAAGGAGCUGCUGAAGCUUCCCUGGGACUGGCAGAUUGGUCUUCUCUAUGUGAGCUUCAGUGCCUUCAUGUUCACCCUCUACAGCUUCAUGCCGCUGGUCAUGAUGAGAACAAGUGCCACCUUUAUCAGCCUCUCUCUGCUCACAGCUGACCUGUACACUCUUUUCUGUGGCCUAUUCCUCUUUCAUUACAAGUUUUCCUGCCUCUAUUUGUUGUCAUUCUUCAUCAUCAUCUUGGGCCUGGUGGUUUAUUCCUCUACCUCCACCUACGUGGUUCAGGACCCCCGAGUCUACAAGCAGUUCAGGAACACUGCCAACCAUCGUGCCAGUGACCUGCUCCUGCCCAGUAAUGGAAUCUUAGAGCCUUCUGUAGCAUAUACCAGUUUUCGCCCUGAAUCAGGGGAGGAACCUACUUUAAGUGUAAUAUAA